AUGAAACCUGUUGAUCCUCAAAUACAACAACUGUCUACACCAAGAAAGCUGGCUGCUAUGUCGGAAUUAAGGAAAGAAUCAGCGCCUAAGAAUGGCAGUGUAUCAUCACAGACUCACAAUGAUCUGUUAGCCAACGAAAAAACUGAGGAAAGCGUGAGAAAUGCUCCAACAGUUGGCAAAAAUGAACCUCAAAUAACCACACUGAUUGCUGAUGAAAAUAAGCUAACACCAUUGAAAUCUCCUUUAAACAAACCAAAUCAUGCCAGGAGAUUUUCCCGAAGUGGUUUUAAUUUGGGUAUUACAAUAACAGAUUCCGGUCCAAAUAGUGCCCUCACAACUCCAGAUCAAAACAAAGUAGUCUCAUCUCCGUUGAUGAGAUCUUCAUCUCAGCAUCAGAAAAGAAGCAUUUCUGCAGUGCCCUCCCCAGUUAUAGGUAACCAUGUUAUACAACAGAGACAUUCUGUCAGCGCAAACAACUCUCCGGUGAUAUCCAAUGGGUUUCCCUCAGGCCACCAAAACAGAUCCUUUGGCCUUAAAAGAUCCACUUCGAUGUAUCACAACCCUUCUAAGCUGUAUCAUCACCAACCAUCUGCAUCCACAUCCACAUCUUCUACAGGAGCAAGUAAUCUCAGGAAACUGAGAGGUCUUGGAAGAUCUUUGUCAAUAUCGUCUUCCAUGUCCCAAAUAUCGUGCGAUAAUCCCCAAAGACCCGCUGAUAUCGACACUGACCAUACGUCCAUACUAAACUCUUCUACAAUCAAUGAUACCGAAUCAGAACAUACCGUUCCUCCUUCAAGACACUCGCUCCUCUCUCCAGAUCCAGUUGAUGAAACUACUGAAAAAUUGCGGCUUUUGGCAUUGAAGGAAAUGAGGGUUGUUGAGUUGAAGGAUGAAAUUAAGAAUUUGACCUCUCUAUUACAAACUGAAAUGAAGGAAUUACAUGAACUCAGACAGUUUGUUCAAAAAUCUUUAUAUAAUAAUUUGGGAAGCUCUAAUAAUAAGCUACACACUCAUGCUCAAAGCGGGCAAUCCACUGGCACCAACAAAAAUAACUUAUCACCACAAAAUUCUGCUAUAACUAAUAGUAGAAACAGAGCCAAUAGUUUAUUGGGUGGUAUAUUGGGUGCAACCAUUUCUUCGUCCACAGAGGGAUCAGUCGAUGAUAACGCCUCAGAGGAUCAAAAUGGAUCCAGGAAUGGUAAUAGUAGUCCUUCAAAUAAGCGGAUGUCUUCUGUUUGGGACAGUAUUUCUAAGCCACUCAAUUUAUUCUCUCAGUUUGAUAACAUGUUGCAAUCCGAGUUUGAAAAAAUUUCAAACGGUGGGGUGAUUAACGGAGGAGCGGGCUCAGGAUUAACUGGAGUUGCUUCGCCUUUGUCAGCCAAAGAAGUGAGAGAAAAGUGCUCUCCAACCAAACAAAGAGACAUGAUGAAUGAAAUAGAUGAAUAUGGAGGGGAUAAUGAUGCAGAUGAUGAUGACUUCUUCAAAUGGGAUGAUGAUUUUGAUGACAAUGCGGCUCAUAACACACCUUCCAAACCUGAGCGUCAGAAAUCAUCCUCGCUUCAAAGAAGCUCAUCGCUUGUGUUAUCAAAGAACAAGUCGGAGAAAACUGCAAGUGGCUUAAAGCUCAGCAAGAAUCCUUCUUAUAGAAAGUCCAUUAACAUGAAAGACCAUAAAAUCAUUAUCCCUAAAAGAUCAAAUAAUAGUAAUUCUUCUGCCUCUAGCAGGAACUUCAAGGAAUUAUUUGAUGAUGGGAAUAAUGGUGCUGCUGGAAAUGGGAUAAAUAACCCAAUCAUCGAUUUGGCUAGUAGUAAACCAUCUUUGAAUCCUACGAAGGACCCAAAUGAAGUUUUACAAACUGUCUCCUCUUCGCUUUGGAACUUCUACUCUGAUGUAAAGGAUGGUUUGCUCCUUUCUAUUGAAGAAGAAGAACAACGUGUAAAUAAGAAUGAUAACAGGCGCUCUGUGGGAAAUUUUGAACAGAAGAACUCUUCGGUCAAUAACCUAAUUGAUUUGGAUAGUAGCCCAGAAAAAUUCAAGGAUAGUUUUCAUUCUCCAGAGAAUUCUGGAAGACUCAAAAAAGACAGUUGA
Molecule: messenger RNA, 2088 nt
Organism: Saccharomycopsis crataegensis
Lineage: Eukaryota; Fungi; Ascomycota; Saccharomycetes; Ascoideales; Saccharomycopsidaceae
Exons: 1
Coding region: 1-2088 (695 amino acids)
Source: RefSeq, a predicted model, not a curated record